UAAAAGAAGGAAAAAAAUCUGUAAUCAUGGUCUGGUGUGGAACCUGCAGAAUCAGGCAACGGUCGCUUCGCUUCCGUCCAUGGCGUCGAGCUCCGACCCUUCAAGGUCCCCCGACGACGGCGACGACUUCUCGGCUUCUCGCUUCAGAAAAACAGUUUGCCUCCACGAUUGGUGGCUGACGCAAGCCGCAGACGAUGGUUCUCAGGGAAGGACGCUGGCCGUCUCCGGGUUCGCUUCGCCCAAGCAACAAUCUGUUCAACAAGUGGUUCGGGUGUUCAAAUCGGCUCCGAUCACCAAAAGAUAUGAUUUUUCAACUCUUGAAACAGCAGAUGGUGUUUGUGUUGUGGUGUCUGGAUUGAUAAAUAAGUCGCGUACUACAGAAAGUGGCUUCUCACUUGAGAUUUUCAAGCAUUUUUUGUUUGGAUUUCCUCCUAAUUGGGAAGAUUGUGCUUCAAAAUGCUUGGAGAAAGAAGCAAAAAUAGUUACGAGGCCAGGAAAGGCAUCAUUUGAUAAAGGUGGGAAGAGAAUAGGCAAAGUAGAUGAAGAUAACUCAUUGAGGAAUGCAACUAUUGUUACAAGCAGAAGAGUAACCAGAUCAGGAAGCAAGUCUUUUGCCUUAUCAAGUUCAAGAGACAGCUCUGCUAUGAUGGAACCAAAUCUUCCUAACGCUGAAGUGGAAGUCACACAAGAUAGUUGUUGUUCUGCAGCUGUUGAUGAGUCUAAAGUGUACUCUCCUCAAAAGACAGGUGGGAAGGGAAAAGGCAAUGUAAAUAAAAAUAAUUUUUGUGGGGAGCCAAUUGUGUUUAAAACUCCUGCAGGCUCCCAAGGAAGUUCCCUCAUAUCUCCGGAUUCUUUCAAACGUUCUAGAUCUGGAAGAAUACUUCUACCCAGGUUAGAGUUCUGGCGAAACCAAGUGGCAGUUUAUGCACAGGACCGUGGAGUCGCUGGAGUCCAGGAAGGCCCAAGUUUGAUCUUAGAUGAUGAUUAGAAAGUACCCUACACCUGAAAUUGAACGUCCCCACCUCUAGCCCCUCCUCCAAAAAGGGUAGCCAAGCGUGAAGUGCCAUUAUGAACAUACUUUACACAAAUUGAGAAGAUAUUCUUGGUAAAUGUGACUAAUUUUCAAAUAAAAUCGAAAGCAUCGCCCCUAUCUCACUGACUUUUAUGAGCAUAGAGAGCAUUCAAGUUUGGGCGGCUGUGCAACUUUUUGCAAAAAUGCUACCUCGUUUCCACUUAUAGUCUUGUUUCU
Eucalyptus grandis is the source of this 1249-nucleotide messenger RNA. Its product is annotated as kinetochore-associated protein KNL-2 homolog. The coding region runs from base 80 to 988 and encodes 302 amino acids. The transcript has 12 exons. Lineage: Eukaryota; Viridiplantae; Streptophyta; Magnoliopsida; Myrtales; Myrtaceae. The record is from RefSeq and is a predicted model, not a curated record.